GAUAUUCUGAAAAAGAAACUCAUAGACCUCAUAUAUAUCCUGGCUUUACUGCUAAAUCACAUUGGAUACUAAGUGAAGAAAUGAAAAGAUUUAAUGAAAUUGCGCGUAUUAAAAGAAUUGAAUUUAUUAAUGCAAAAUUUAUUAACAAAACAUCAUUAGGCAUUUGGCAUCUAAUUCCAGUAAUACUUGAAGAGGCAAAUUGUCAAAAGAAUGAGAAUUCUUUAAAGAAACCACAAAUUUUAUUAAUAAUUAACUCUUUAGUUUCUCUUUUAGGUAAUUCAGAUCGAUCUCGCUUUCAUGGUUUAUUAAGUAAAUCUUGUGACGACUCAAUAAAUAUUCUUUAG
This is a messenger RNA of Dentiscutata erythropus, 344 nucleotides long. NCBI's taxonomy places the organism in Eukaryota, Fungi, Glomeromycota, Glomeromycetes, Diversisporales, Gigasporaceae. The record is from the annotation of a GenBank genome assembly.